AUGGGGAACUGCUGUUCAAGAGAUAACGAACCCCCAAACGACGCCCACGCCACAGAAGACGCAAAUCAAGAAUCCGUCAAUGGCGACCGACAUCACAACAACAAUGGUUCACCCGACGACAGCCCAUCUGGAAGCAAAGGCAUACCCAGUUCCUCCUCCGUCGGAAGAUCAUCAAAAGGUGGUGCAGCCCAGAUCGGGACAGUGUUAGGACGUCCAAUGGAAGACGUACGCAAUACAUAUAACAUUGGUAAAGAACUGGGCAGGGGACAGUUUGGUGUUACCUAUUUAUGUACCAACAAACAGAGCGGCGAUCAGCUUGCUUGUAAGACGAUCGCGAAGAGAAAGCUCGGUAAUAAUGAAGAUAUCGAGGAUGUUAGACGAGAGGUUCAGAUUAUGCAUCAUCUUGCCGGUCAGGCUAAUAUUGUUGAGCUUAAAGGUGCGUUUGAAGAUAAACAGUCGGUUCAUUUGGUCAUGGAACUCUGCGGUGGAGGUGAACUGUUUGAUCGUAUAAUCUCAAAGGGACAUUAUACAGAACGCGCGGCUGCGUCUUUGCUGAGAACGAUUGUACAGAUCGUUCAUACUUGUCAUACUAUGGGUGUCAUUCAUAGGGAUUUAAAACCAGAGAAUUUUCUUUUGUUGAACAAAGAUGAGAAUUCUCCUCUCAAAGCCACUGAUUUCGGUCUAUCUGUCUUCUACAAACAAGGGGAUGAAUUUAAAGAUAUAGUUGGAAGUGCAUAUUACAUUGCUCCUGAAGUAUUGAGAAGAAACUAUGGACCAGAAGUUGAUAUAUGGAGUAUUGGUGUUAUGCUCUAUAUUCUUCUAUCCGGUGUUCCACCAUUUUGGGCAGAGUCGGAGCAUGGCAUUUUUAACGCUAUUUUACGUGGGCACGUCGAUUUCUCGGGGGAUCCAUGGCCUGCGAUCUCACAAGGAGCAAAGGAUCUGGUGAAAAAGAUGCUUUGUGCAGAUCCUAAACAGAGAUUAUCGGCCUUUCAAGUUCUAUGGAUUAAUGUAGAUCAUCCAUGGAUUAAGGAGGAUGGUGAAGCACCCGACACACCACUUGAUAAUGCAGUUCUAUGUAGGCUCAAACAGUUUAGAGCCAUGAACAAGUUCAAGAAAGUUGCUCUUAGAGUUAUUGCUGGGUGUUUGUCCGAGGAAGAAAUUAUGGGACUAAAACAAAUGUUCAAAGGAAUUGACGUUGAUAACAGUGGCACUAUCACACUUGAAGAACUAAAGCAAGGGCUAGCCAAACAAGGCACAAAAUUAUCUGAAUAUGAAGUUAAACAAUUGAUGGAAGCGGCUGAUGCAGAUGGAAAUGGCACCAUAGACUAUGACGAAUUCAUAACCGCGACAAUGCAUAUGAAUAGAAUGGACAGGGAAGAACAUCUCUACACCGCGUUCCAAUAUUUCGACAAAGACAAUAGCGGGUAUAUUACGAUGGAGGAAUUGGGGCAAGCUCUUAGGGAAUUUGGAAUGGAUGAUGGGAGGGAUAUAAAGGAGAUAGUUUCUGAAGUGGAUGCGGAUAAUGAUGGUCGGAUUAACUAUGACGAAUUUGUGGCAAUGAUGAGAAAGGGUAACCCGGAGGCAGCGCAAAAUCCUAAGAAACGACGUGACGUGUUCAUUGAGGAGUGAAAGCCGAUAAAUUAAGUUAUGGAAUGGAAUUUUCUGAAUUUAUAUAUAGUGUGAAUUAUGUAAAUUCGGAUAAG
Molecule: messenger RNA, 1703 nt
Organism: Impatiens glandulifera
Lineage: Eukaryota; Viridiplantae; Streptophyta; Magnoliopsida; Ericales; Balsaminaceae
Product: calcium-dependent protein kinase 2-like
Exons: 8
Coding region: 1-1629 (542 amino acids)
Biological process (GO): intracellular signal transduction; protein autophosphorylation; peptidyl-serine phosphorylation
Cellular component (GO): nucleus; cytoplasm
Molecular function (GO): calcium ion binding; calcium/calmodulin-dependent protein kinase activity; calcium-dependent protein serine/threonine kinase activity
Source: RefSeq, a predicted model, not a curated record